Molecule: messenger RNA, 2363 nt
Organism: Anarrhichthys ocellatus (wolf-eel)
Lineage: Eukaryota; Metazoa; Chordata; Actinopteri; Perciformes; Anarhichadidae
Gene: sirt3
Product: sirtuin 3
Exons: 8
Coding region: 347-1399 (350 amino acids)
Cellular component (GO): nucleus
Molecular function (GO): histone deacetylase activity, NAD-dependent; NAD+ binding
Source: RefSeq, a predicted model, not a curated record
GUUUCUUUGUAAAGUCGUUUUUUAGACGCUAUACACUGAAUAUAUAUUGUACUGUAGGUUGUUUUUGAUUAACAAACGGUUGAUAAUUGAACAAAAUAGGAAUUCAAGCUCGGUAGCUAUCGACCGAGCUAAAGUUAGCUAGGCUAUAUUGUACAUUACGGUACACCCGUCCGCAUCAUUAAGAGGUCAAAGGACAACAACAAAUAUGUCAGCAGGCGGCUAGUCAUUGUUAGUUACAUAUUUAAUCUGAUUUUAGCUGAAUAGAAUGCUUUAAUAUCUCGUAUCCGUGAGUAGGAGUGAUGCAAUAACAAUCUACCGGUAACUUUAGUCCAGUUACUGCUCUGUUAUGGCUUCUUUAGUGAGUUCCUCAUUACUGUCAUCUGUCAGACUUUGUUUGUACCUGAGCUCGCGAACAAGCAGGACGCUCUCUGCCAACGGUCGUUUGAGUCAAAGGAGUUCGUGUGCAGGUGUAGGUGCAGCUCUGUGCAGACAAACAAACUCUACCCGGUGGAAUGGGACUCGAGGGUUUUCCUCCCGCGGUGGCGGUUCAGCCGACGAUCAGCAGGCCCUGGAGGACAUCGCCAAGAGCAUCAGAGAGCGGCAGUACAGGAGGGUGGUGGUGAUGGCUGGAGCCGGGAUCAGCACGCCUAGUGGCAUCCCAGACUUCAGGUCUCCAGGCAGCGGCCUCUAUGACAACCUGCAGCAGUAUGACCUGCCCUACGCCGAGGCGAUAUUCGAGCUCAGCUUUUUCCACCAAAACCCGAAUCCCUUCUUCGCCCUGGCCAAAGAGCUCUAUCCGGGGAAUUACCGGCCCAAUCUGACCCACUAUUUUGUGCGGCUGCUUCACAAGAAGAGUCAGCUUCUCAGGAUGUACACGCAGAACAUCGACGGGCUGGAAAGAUUGGCCGGGAUACCUCCUGAGAUGUUGGUGGAGGCUCACGGUACAUUUGCCACGGCGACCUGCACAGUCUGUCUGAGGGAAUACGAGGGGGAGGAGCUACGCUCAGACGUGAUGAGCGGGACGGUCCCACAGUGUCCCACCUGUAAAGGUGUGGUGAAGCCCGACAUCGUGUUCUUCGGGGAGGAGCUUCCACUUCACUUCUUCAAGUACCUCACAGACUUCCCUCAGGCCGACCUGCUGAUCAUCAUGGGAACCUCGCUGGAGGUGGAGCCUUUCGCCAGUCUGGCGGGAUCUGUGCGCAGCUCCGUUCCCCGUCUGCUCAUCAACAGGGACCUGGUGGGUCCGUUCGCCUGGCGCCGCCGGCCUCAUGACGUCGUGCAGCUGGGCGACGUGGUCGCUGGCGUGCGAGCCCUGGUCGAUGCCCUCGGCUGGACUCAGGAGCUGGACGCUCUGAUGGCGGCUGGUGCUGAGAAAGCUGCAACAAAGACAGAAGAGUGACGACUACAACGCAUCAAGAUGGAGGUUUGACUUUAUUCACUCACUGCAACAAAAAACACCAACAGACUAAGUCUAGACUUUGUAAAAUGGGGUUCGUGUGGUGAUACCUGGAUCUGUGGUUACAUCAGAGGAAACUCACAGACUGGACAAUGAGGAACUGCUACAACAGUCGAAUAUCAGCAAAACGCAGGUGAGUGACACGCAGGGGAAACAAACCAGGUGCAGGUUUAUAUGUGCAGCUGAUUGACCAUGUGGACAUAAUAAUAAGAAAGAUGUGCAAUAUUAUGUUUUAUUUAUUCACCUCUAACUUCAUGAAAUGUGUCGAAAGUCUGCAAAAGAAAAGCAACGUCCGUUCAUAUGAAGUCAUUUAAUUCCACUGAAAAUCAUUACUUUAGUGGAAUUAAAAGUCCAAAUUUAAAGGUCCCAUAUGUCAUAAAGCAGGUCUGAAUGUUGUAUAUAAACUGUGAAAGUGUUGAAAUGUCAAUCCAUGGUGAAAUACUCACAGCCCCUAUUCAGAGACUGUGGAUCCAAACUCUACAGUAAAGACCAUCCACAGUGUUACAGCGUUCUCAAUGUGUCCGAGUUUAUUUGCGAUGUGUGUGAAUGACAUCAGCUGACAGGAAGUAAACAUGGACCCAAGCUGCAGCGGUUCAGACAGCGGAUGAAGACAGGUGUAUUCAGAGAAAAAUAAAGAGUUUUUGAACAUUAAAGCAUGAAAACAUGUUCUAUUAUAUACCCAAAAUACGAGUAGGAACUUGAAAAAUGUGCUCAAUAUGUCUCCUUUAAAUAAAUAUCAAUAUUUAAGGGAAAUACGGGAAAACAAGAUGUUAUGUUUAGAUUUUUAAUCUUUUUAAGUUAUUUCCUAAAUCGGCUGCUCGCUGUAGCUUUUGAUCAAACAAACAGGAGGAAAUAGAGCUUUUGUUGGGGACUAUUUUCAGCAGCGGAUGAAUCCACAUUUGGUGCU